This is a messenger RNA of Momordica charantia (bitter melon), 2036 nucleotides long. RefSeq names its product BEL1-like homeodomain protein 9. Gene Ontology annotation, biological process: regulation of DNA-templated transcription. The record is from RefSeq and is a predicted model, not a curated record. Gene Ontology annotation, molecular function: DNA binding. NCBI's taxonomy places the organism in Eukaryota, Viridiplantae, Streptophyta, Magnoliopsida, Cucurbitales, Cucurbitaceae.
GGUGGUCCGGUCUCCCGAAACCCUAUGCUCCACAGUCCCCCCACUCCCCUCUUUCAAAAAACCAGAGAGAGAGAGAGAGAGAGAGAGAGAGAGAGAGAGAGAGAGAGAAGAAAGAUCUAUAUUUGUGCUAAAACACACACAAGCAAGCAGAAGCAGAAGCAGUUGUCGUGUGAGUUCGUGUUGUGUUAUGGCGGAGGGUAUUGAAUCCUACGACCACGUCCCCCAACAGAGCCGCAGAGACAAGCUUAGAGAACAACCCGACCGCUCCGCCUUCCUCCCAAUCCCCAUCCCCAUCACCAUGUACGAUCCCUCCCUCGAUAUCCUCCCCUCCGCCGCCGCCGCCCGCUUCCAAUUCCACCACCCCUCGCCCUCAUACUUCGACCCCCACUCCUCUCUCUUGCCCGACAUCCACAACCCGAACCCGAACCCGCUUUUUUGCUUCGGCGGUGCUGACGUGGCGGCCUUCAAGCCGGAGCCGCUCUCCCUCUCCCUCUCCUCCCACCCUUAUGGCCAUGGGCUUCUCCCGCUCGGCCCAUUUACCGGCUACGCCUCCAUUUUGAAGGCCUCCAGAUUUCUCAAGCCGGCGCAGCACCUUCUUGAGGAGCUUUGCGAUGGCGUUGGGCCCGAUUCCUGUUUGCCCGAUCCAACUUCUGACACUCUCGCCGAGACUGGAAUUCUCGACGAUCCCGGCCUCCACUCCCCUGAUGCCCCUCCCGGAAAUAAGUCCACUCUCCUUUCCAUGCUCGAUGAGGUUUAUAGAAGAUAUAAGCAAUACUAUCAACAGAUCCAGGAAGUAAUGACAUCGUUCGAGUACAUCUCCGGGCUUGGAAAUGCCGCACCCUAUGCGAACCAGGCUAUAAAAGCCAUGUACAAGCAUUUCAAGUGCUUGAAAAAUGCAAUUCUAGACCAGCUUCAAUUCACUAAAAAGACUCAUGGUGGCGACUACUGCCAAAGAUCUGUUCAGAACUCGGGGUUUAAUGACCAUCAGCCUGUUUGGCGACCGCAACGAGGGCUUCCCGAAAGAGCGGUCACAGUUCUCCGUGCGUGGUUGUUCGAGCAUUUUCUUCAUCCUUAUCCUUCUGAUACAGACAAGCUUAUGUUGGCAAAACAGACCGGCCUGUCUCGUAGUCAGGUUUCUAACUGGUUCAUUAACGCAAGAGUGAGGCUUUGGAAGCCGAUGGUUGAAGAAAUCUACAUGCUUGAAACAAAGCAAACACAGAAGAAUUUGCAUAGAGAAGAUCGCAAUGCGAUCAGGCCGAGCGACCACCAUCCAUCGAACUCCCUCGCGUUGGAUAACCCCUCUACAUCUGCCCAACAACGCCAAGAUACUCCUCAGAGACGCACCCGAAACGAGCCCCAUGACAUGCCACUCAGUACUCAAGACGAGCCAUUGAAUGUAUCGUACGAUUUGUUAAGCCAUCCCCAUGCGAACAUGGCAGGCAAUAAUAACGGUGGAGUUUCCUUAACUCUUGGUCUUCACCAGAACAACGGCGUAGGGAGCUUCUCAGAAUCCUAUCCUGUCGGGUUCCCGGUUGCAGCAGCGACUCGACGAUUCGGCCUCGGGAUCCAAGCGAACGGAGACGGGUACGUGCUGGGUGGAUUCGAGGCACAGAAUCGGCAUUUUGGUAGAGAUGUUCUUGGAGGUCAGCUGUUACAUGACUUUGUAGGCUAAAAUUCAAAUGUGAAAAGGAGAAGGAGAGGGCUAUUUGGUAGUGAAAGUUGUAUUUAUACCGUAUAAAAUGUGGGGUUAGAUUAGUACUACUACUAGAGAGAGCAUAAGCAAAAUUAUUCAAUGUGAAGAAGAAGAUGAAGAAACCUGUAAAUGGCUUUUUACCUCCAUUUUCCGACCGGAAAAAGAAAAAAAGAGGAAAAAAAAAAGAAAAAAGGAGAAUUCAAAGUCAAAAAGUUGCUUUGUGGAGCUAUCUUGAUUUAGAUGCCAUUAUUUGCCAUUGUUUCUUACAGAAGAGAAGAUGCUGUAACGAUUUCUUCGAAUGAAAAAAAGAAAAGAAGAGGAAAGAAAAGGGGAUUUGUAGCUA